UGCAGUGCUCUUCAUUGACGCUGCGCUCUGGCAGACUGUGAGACAGACUCUCUGCGCAUCUGUCAAGCACCCAGUGGCAAGACGAAUAACACAGAGGAAAUAAAUGGUGAGCUUUGUCACUACUUUGUUAAGGGCAAAUAUUUCGACGGCGACGUCGCGAAGAUGGUGCGUGAAGUUGACGGCAGUCUGCGGAAAAGAGAGCACCUCGCUCGGCUUCUCCUGCUCGCGGUGGCGGCGUUUGUGCUCUUCGUGCAUGAGGUCACGACUUUUCCUGCCGGGAGAUUUGAGGAAGAAACUCUCAUGUCUGGAGUUUUAAUCGUUGGAAUUCGUAAAGAUGCCCGCUCCCAUGUGCUUCACCUUUCCAGAAACAAACGCUACACACUCACUCCAGAGAAACUUAAAUGGGACCAAUUCAAGCUCACCUACAAACUGCUGUCAUUCCCAAGGAAUCUGUUGAAUGCCAGUGACACGAGAAAAGGCAUAUCUAAAGCCUUCUCUAUGUGGAGUGAUGUCUCGCCCUUCAGUUUCCGAGAGGUUCCUUCUGACCAGGAUGCUGACAUUAAAAUCGGUUUCUACUCUGUAAACCACACUGACUGUCUGCAGUCAUAUCUGCACCACUGUUUCGACGGCAUCACCGGUGAACUAGCGCAUGCUUUCUUCCCCCCCACCGGAGAGAUCCACUUUGACGAUGAUGAGUACUGGAUUCUAGGAAACAUGCGCUUCAGCUGGAAUAAAGGAGUUUGGCUGACUGAUCUAGUUCACGUUGCAGCUCAUGAGAUUGGUCAUGUACUGGGUUUGAUGCAUUCCCAGAAUCCCAAAGCUUUAAUGCACCUCAACGCAACACUGACGGGCCGUAAACUCAUCACUCAGGAUGAGGUCUGGGGAUUACAUCGACUCUACGGCUGUUUGGAUCGUUUGUUCAUCUGUCCAGCGUGGGCGAGGAAGGGUUACUGUGACAGUAAGAGGAGACUCAUGCAGAAACACUGUCCCUCCAGCUGUGACUUCUGUAACGAAUUCCCAUUUCCCAUUGUCCCACCAACUGCAACACCCCCACGGACAAAACACAAGUUUGUCGCAGAGGGCAAGAACCUGACCUUCCGCUGUGGUAAGAAGAUAGCAGCAAAGAAAGGCAAAAUCCACUGGUAUAAAGACGGUGAGUUGCUGGAGUUUUCUCACCCCGGCUACAUUUCCCUGAAGGAUGACCACAUCAGUAUUGUGGCAAACGCCAUCAAUGAGGGCACGUACACCUGUGUUGUGCGCAAGAAGAGCAAGGUGCUCACCACGUACUCUUGGAGGGUACGAGUGCGCUUCUGAGGUUGCAUCAUAUAGCCAAACCAUUAAUGCAAACACACUGGAUAAAACCACAUCCACAUCGGCUGUGUCCUGAUUGGAAGAGAGGGCUCUGACAUCACUCUUCUCAGGAUAGACUUAUGUUUGAAGAAACAUAGAAAUAGUGAUACUUGCUUAAAAAGCAAUGUUAAAGUUCACCACCUUACAGUGGACCCUCGCUCACGUGGGCACAUUCAUACACAAAAUUGCAAAAUGUGAUUAAUAUCUUGUAUGUUGUAAAUAAAUUUCUUAUUUGCCAAAUAAACAAUUUAUUAUGUGA
Messenger RNA from Myxocyprinus asiaticus (Chinese sucker), 1609 nucleotides. Its product is annotated as matrix metalloproteinase-23-like. The coding region runs from base 163 to 1314 and encodes 383 amino acids. Lineage: Eukaryota; Metazoa; Chordata; Actinopteri; Cypriniformes; Catostomidae. The record is from RefSeq and is a predicted model, not a curated record. Gene Ontology annotation, biological process: extracellular matrix organization; proteolysis; collagen catabolic process. Gene Ontology annotation, molecular function: metalloendopeptidase activity; zinc ion binding. The transcript is spliced from 8 exons. Gene Ontology annotation, cellular component: extracellular matrix.